Molecule: messenger RNA, 5542 nt
Organism: Seriola aureovittata
Lineage: Eukaryota; Metazoa; Chordata; Actinopteri; Carangiformes; Carangidae
Gene: pparab
Product: peroxisome proliferator-activated receptor alpha b
Exons: 7
Coding region: 235-1644 (469 amino acids)
Biological process (GO): negative regulation of inflammatory response; cell differentiation; hormone-mediated signaling pathway
Cellular component (GO): nucleus
Molecular function (GO): nuclear receptor activity; zinc ion binding; RNA polymerase II cis-regulatory region sequence-specific DNA binding
Source: RefSeq, a predicted model, not a curated record
CCGCUUUGUAUGGACGUGGUGGGGGAUUUUUUUGACAGCGGCAGCGCUGUUGGGAAACAAACAAGGACGUGGGUCGGGGUUGGGGACUAUUUUUUCCCCUCCUCGCUCCUCUCUCGAUCUUGCACCAACCGCUUCUCAUCCCUGCGAGAUUACCGAGGAUAUGGCGGCUUCGGACUCGGCAGUUUAUUGCAAGUCUGAUGAGUGAGAGUGCCGGCAGCCUGCUCCUCCACCGCGAUGGUCGACAUGGAGAGCCACUACCAUCCCCCUUCUCCCCUGGAGGACACGUUGCUGGACAGCCCCCUGUGCGCCGAUGACGACUUCAUGGGCGGCAUGGAGGAGCUCCAGGACAUCUCCCAGUCCAUCGACAACGAUGCCCUCAGCUCUUUCGAUGUCCCUGAAUACCAGUCGUCCAGCAAUGGCUCCGAAGGUUCCACUGUCCUAGAUGCCCUGACGCCAGCAUCCAGCCCCUCAUCAGUCGUUUACGGGCUGGCGGCCGGCCAGGAGGAGUUCUCAUCUUCCUCCUCAUCGCUCAAUCUUGAGUGUCGAGUGUGUGCUGACCGCGCCUCGGGCUACCACUACGGAGUCCACGCCUGCGAGGGCUGCAAGGGUUUUUUCCGGCGGACCAUCCGUCUGAAGCUGGAGUACGACAAGUGCGAGCGCCGCUGCAAGAUCCAAAAGAAGAACCGCAACAAGUGCCAAUACUGCCGCUUCCAGAAGUGCCUGUCAGUGGGCAUGUCCCACAACGCCAUCCGUUUUGGUCGGAUGCCCCAGUCGGAGAAGCUAAAGUUGAAGGCGGAGAUGGUGACGGGGGACAGGGAGGUGGAAGACCCUCAGAUAGCCGACCAGAAGACGCUGGCCAGGCAGAUUUACGAGGCCUACCUCAAGAACUUCAACAUGAACAAGGCCAAGGCUCGAACCAUUCUCACUGGCAAGACCAGCACCCCUCCUUUCGUCAUCCACGACAUGGAGACCCUCCAGCUGGCAGAGCAGACGCUGGUGGCCAAGAUGGUCGGCUCUGCGGGAGUGCUGAAGGACAGGGAGGCAGAGGUUCGGAUUUUCCACUGCUGCCAGUGCACAUCGGUGGAAACCGUCACGGAGCUCACAGAGUUUGCAAAGUCCGUCCCCGGGUUCUCGAGCCUGGACCUCAACGAUCAGGUGACUCUUUUGAAAUAUGGAGUGUACGAGGCUCUCUUCGCCAUGCUCGCCUCCAGUAUGAACAAGGACGGGCUCCUUGUAGCGUACGGCUCGGGCUUCAUCACCCGGGAAUUCCUCAAGAGCCUGCGGCGUCCCUUCAGUGAUAUGAUGGAGCCAAAGUUCCAGUUUGCCAUGAAGUUUAACGCGCUAGAGCUGGACGACAGUGACCUGGCUCUGUUUGUGGCCGCCAUCAUCUGCUGUGGAGACCGACCAGGCCUGGUGAAUGUGGCGCACAUCGAGCGAAUGCAGGAGAGCAUUGUGCAGGUGCUACAGCUCCAUCUGCUGGCCAAUCAUCCAGACGACGUUUUCCUCUUCCCCAAGCUGCUGCAGAAACUGGCUGACCUCCGGCAGCUAGUCACCGAGCACGCACAGCUGGUGCAGGAGAUCAAAAAGACAGAGGACACGUCGCUGCACCCGCUCCUGCAGGAGAUCUACAGAGACAUGUACUGAGGAUUGUGGAUGAAUAACCAGGAGAGGCACUCUGCAAACCAUCUCCUUUUUUCAGGGACAGAAGAAGAAGAAGAGUCCUCCAUAAGCUAGGGUUGAACCACUUAACCCCCCCCUCCCCCCAAUGCAGCAAGAGUUAGCCUUGGUCAGAAAAAGAGGCCCAAGCAAGAAGCUAGUGAUUCUCUUGUUCUGACACAGUGCUCUCCACUCCAUUGUGUGGACCUUCCCAGGCAGAGAAGUCAUGUAUGCAAAGCUGCAAUGUACAGCUGAUUGAGCCCCUGCUUAGGCACCAGUGUAUGCAAUCUCAGACCAAACCUCUCGGAUAAAAACACUAAAUACUAAUUUAAAGUCUGACCUCUGUGUUUAUCCCCAUCCUGACCCUUAACAAACAUGAAGAAAGACAGUGAACUUCAUAGUCGUCACUCCAGCAGUACGUUUGAGAGUACAUUUUUAUACUGAUGUCAAAGAGCAAAGAGCCAUAUACCUUCACAGUUAACAGCACCCAAAUGACUUCAGUGGCAGCAGCAACAUUAAGACAGUAAUGAUACAGUUUUCAAGCAAGGCAGCUUCUGCCAAAUUGGCUACCAAGAAAGGGUGGUUGUCCGUGCACCAGCCCUCCAGCAUGUUUCCUCACCUUUUUAUACCCAGAGACACGACCGUCACCAGGCUCCUGAACGUAAUCAUUUAUUUGUACUGUAAGCCUUCGAAGCCAUACUCUGUUCGUAAAGAUACUGGAAAUGAUCAACAUUUUCUCUCUUCCUAACAAGACAGCAUCAAGACUCGGUAUGGAUGGUCAUCACUUAUUUCUCAGCUUGUACACAAACUAUUCAGGCAGUAGUAUUUUUUACACUUCAGUAUAAAUCAGCAAAAUUUGAAGUUUUUGCAGACUGAAGUGACCGCAGACGCAGAUUCACUGUGUACACGCACCGCAAGCACAGACACGCCUGUGAUAUGUUAAUGAGACACUAUUUUAUAUCGGACCUCUGUUGAAUGCCUUUCUCACAAAACACAUGCACAGACGUUUGGCACUCCAUCCUGUUUUGUGUCCUGGUAUUCAAGGGCUAAGACCAAGAUAAACCGCAUUACGACCUUAAUACGGGCAGACUUAGGGUGGAUUUGCUGGAAAUGAAUUCAUCUGUUUCUUAAUUUCUCACUCACUGAGGCCCUGUUCCUCAAAAUUACAUCUCAUUAUUUUUUUUCUCGCAAUUAGUCAUGCUGUCUCUCUCCUCGCUCUCCUGUCAGUACUUCUGCCUUCUGUUGUGUUUCACGGACUGUGUUCGGUCCCAUUAACACAUGCAGUAGGUUAAGAUUCAGGGGUCUUAUGCACACAUUUUUUUAUGAGAUGGCAAAUGACAAGCAUUUUUUUUUUCUUCAAAGGAGAAAAUCAGAAUGCUACAGCCUCACAGAUUAAACCAAGACUUUGACAAUUAGAGGUUUUUUCAUCAUCAGAAACCCUCAAUUUGAGUGAAAAGGAUUCUGUGUUGGUCAAACGGUCAAACCAAACACAAGCAUGUGGCCAUCUGCACUUACGACAUUUUUCACAAUUACAUAAUUAUAUAGUGAUGGAUGAAGACCAAAUACGUUUCCAUGUGGCAUCAUUUAGAUGUUUUUGUCCGUUAUCUGUUAUGAUGUGAAAAUGCCACUCCUGUAUUUUAUUAUCAUACUGCCUUUUAUAAAAAGAAAGAAAAAAUGAACAUGCGACACAGAAGACCUACAGUAAAGGAAUGCUGAUGAUGAAAACAUGCAUGUCUCAUAGUUUGCGUAAUAUAUAUGUGGAUCUGAGCGAGAAUGCCCCCCUCCCUCCCUCCCACCCCUCCCAUCUGCUUAUCCAACCAAAAUCUAAAAUCAUCAUGAACUGACUGAAAGUCAGUCAUGAGAAAUGGACUUUGUGUUAAUAAUUACAUCCCAUUGUAUAAAUAGAGUGAACUGUACAUAGCUGAAAUGAUCGCACCGACUACCCCGCCCCAACUUUUAACUCUUGAGGUAUACAAGGUACUAUGAUGAUCAACUUUUGUAUUCCUCUGUUUGGUGAAAAAAACAACUUUUAAAUGUUUGAAAUUCUACAGCAAGUGUAGUUAUGUACUGUAUGUUCUAUUUUUUUUUUUUUUUUUUUUGCUUAAAUGCCACAUAAUUGUGUUUUAAUUGUAUUGGAUCAUAUUUUUAUACUAAAGUAUAUAUGUAUGACUAAAUCAGAUCAUUGUUUAUUUGAAAUGGCACAAUUGAAGAGUGCAGUGUAAAUAGAUUAGAGGGUUAAUAAGGCAACUGGUCAUCUGAAUAUCCGUAGAUCUGAAUCCGAUCGGGGACAUUCCUUUUGUUCGUUUGCUGUUUUGUAGAAAGAGAACCAUCACGUCUACAAUAUGCGUUCGGUUUCAUUUCCCCUGUACUUCAUUUAUCUGACAAACCAUGCUCUUAUGAAGCAUACAAGGGCUGUGCAGGGCCAUGGUAGCUCAUAAAACUUGACCUCCAUGAUCUCUGAAUACAAUGAAAACUACACUUAUCAUUUGAAAGGUUGAGCUACUCAGCACUGAUCAUACAAUACUGCUCUCCUCUUUUUAUACUCUCUUCUCAGGUUGCACAUUAAAAAAGAAACGAGUGGGGUAAUUAACAUAUGCACAGAAUUUCAUCAUUAUCAGUUGAACAAACCAACCUUUAUUUUUAUUUUUUUUGUUCACACACCUCCUCUGGUCAAAUAGACACAGUGAAUGCACUCAUAAUGCUAUUUCAGUAAAGAAGAUGCAGUAAUGAAAAUGCAGUAUAUAUUAUUGUAUAAUCCUGUUUUGUCACGCUUCGUGUCUGACUUUUCUCUCCUCACUCGCUGCUAUAUUGUACUAACUCACCUAACAUUUCUUAUGCCAUGAGUAGAUUACGAACUCUUCAAGCUGCCUCUUACAUAUUAUUAUCUUCGCACAGAAUGUCAGUCCCACAUGCAGAAUUCACUGAACGCAGCUCGGGGUUUAUUUUCCGCUCGCAGACUCCUGGGGACUUGGGUGUUCCCUGGUAUGCUUGGGGGAUUAGCCACAAACAAUCUGUGCCUUAGCGUGUGCCCAUGCCAUACAACACGAGAGAUUCAUAAAAAAUAAAAAAAAUAAAUAAAAAACUUGACUUGUGCACACACACACUUUCAGAAUUGUAAACUGUUGGUGUCCUCAGCUAGAUUUAGCUGUUGGCGACACACUAGGGCCACGCAGAGAGGAAAUGAUGUCACAGCAGAUUUAGGAAAAUAUCCUAUGGAAACUACAGUGAGAAAGAGGCUCAAAAGUGCUAUUGAAGCUUCAUUUGACAGUAACAGCGAAGGAUUUGCUUUAAUAAAAGGCAAAAAGCUGAACAGAAAAUGGUUGAAACCCUAGAGCCAGGCCCUGGAGGAGAAGUCAUGUAAAUUUGUGAUGUCUGCUUUCCCUUAGGAAUGUCUGUUUUGUGUUGAAUUGACAAGGGACUUUUUAACUCGUAUCAGGGAAACCUAGUCUUCCUUUGGUGAACUAGCUCAGGACAUAGAAAGGUACUGUUCUUCCUCCUUGCUCUAUCUGUCUCUCUUAUUCCCUCUGGAAUAAGUUUAUUAGUGCUCUGCCUUACAGCACAUAAACACCAACAACAAUAUUGAUUAAUAUUACCUUAAUUUUAUUUUCCAAAACUGACAGAAAAAAAAAAUAUAUAUACUACCAGGGGGGCAGCAGUCAUAAGAAUUAGAUAUUUGAUUGAUUUUUUUUUUUCUUCCUGGAGUUUGUUUUCGUGGAUAUAGUGUCAUGCAAAGAGACAACAGAGACUGUCUUUGGAUGUGUUGUUAAUGUGUACUGUGGCUUGGUAACAAAUACUGUAAAUGUUUGAUGAAUGUAUAUCUAGUCAUUUAAACAAUGAAACAAGUUGACAUUGAAUGGAUUUCAAAAUAAAAUGAUUUUAAAAUCCA